This is a messenger RNA of Dreissena polymorpha, 1334 nucleotides long. RefSeq lists its product as uncharacterized. The coding region runs from base 233 to 1327 and encodes 364 amino acids. The record is from RefSeq and is a predicted model, not a curated record. NCBI's taxonomy places the organism in Eukaryota, Metazoa, Mollusca, Bivalvia, Myida, Dreissenidae. The transcript is spliced from 7 exons.
UUAUUGUUCAUCAACGAAUUGUUGAGCGUUAAAACACUCUGAUUCUCUGAAAGCAAAAGAGCGCGGGGCGCAUGGAGACCGGAACUGUUCGCCUUUUGCCACUGGGUGAUAUAUUCCCGCUUCAAGUGAUGUUCCGAAAAGACUAUUGAUUGGAUUGUUGCCUACCGCUGUCACGGACAAUAUUAUUACUGGGAAUUACUUAGUAACCGUUACAGUAUCUAUAGGCUACACGAUGUCUUUGGAGUUGUCAACGAUGAGGUUAAGUUUUACGACAUUGUCGUCCUUGCUUAUUCUCGACCCGGAUAUCAAAACUUCAAUUUAUCAGAUGGUAUGGAAAGGGCGAGAAUGUUUUAACAUUUACGAGUCUACCAUGAGAAACGAAGGAGGCGCCAUUCUUGUUCAGAAGAAGCUCAUUUUGGCAGCGAAAAGUGCGGGAGAUGUCAAUGUUCAAGGCAUGCGAAUAUCUUUAGACGGCAUUACCUUUAAAAUGAGGGCUGUUCGCGAUGCGGCACUUGCUCUUCAAACAAAUGUUCACUCAAACAACGAAUCUUGCCGAGGACGUAAACAAACGCAUGAAACUACCAUCGCUACGGACCAGCUAACUCUGAAAAACAUAGAGGCGGAAAUUCAGGGAAUAAAUUUCCAGAUCGCGUCGUUUGCGGCGGACAUUGUCAGUAUGAACAAUGACGCGGGGACGCUGGAAAACCGGGCCAGAGCGAUCGACAGUGAAGAAAGCCAGAAUGAGGUAGAAGGAUUCUUGGGAAAUGUGGCCUCAGUUAUUGGAAUCGGGCUCGCGCCAUUUACAGGCGGUUUAAGUCUUGGCCUGACAGCGGUCGGAGUCAUCUAUGCGGGCAAAAACUUAAAAGACGCUGAUGACUGCAGACAGACUGCUCGUAAUUUGCGAGCACUUGCACAAACCAGGCGGACUGAUGCCCACAGACUACGAGAACAGAACGCUGCAGCAGCUGGUAGAACAUCCGCUUUGGCACAGGAAAUCCAAGGACUUCAGUCCAAAAAAGUACAACUAGAAAGCACCAUACUUGUCCUGCAGCAGAUGACAUUGGACAUGACGAACCUAGUGAAAUACAUAGAUAGCUCCCUUAACGUGUUUCAGACCAUGGAUACAACGUUCAAAGAUAUCAGUCUUCACUCGGAGUCGUUCCUCAUCAUACAGAACGCCUUGAGGAAACAACCAGAACGCCUUGCCGACAAGGCGCAGGAUGUGCUGGAAGAACUGCAGGGAAAAUGGUCGAACAUGGAAUCUGUUUUAAUUGCAAACGGAGCACGGGCUGUAUUGACAUGUGACAAGAGCGGCAUUAACUGCUAAAUAUCAA